GUGUGCGGACGGAUACGAGCGGAAGCCGCGUUUGUUGUUCUUCCUUCUGUUUCCGAGACGUUCAGGGUCUAAACGGGUUCAACAGCCGUGUCUGCAUGUCUCUACCAAUUCCCUCUAUAAAUCGUCUUCUACUGCCCCCGAAUGAAGAUUAACAGGUAUGCCAAAGGAAAAAUAUGAUCCUCCAGAUCCCCGCAGAUGUUACACCAUCAUGUCAGCCGAGGAUGCGGCCAAUGGGAAAAAGUCUUACUGGGCCGAGCUGGAGAUAUCUGGGCGGGUGAGGAGUCUGAGCACCUCGUUAUGGACGCUCACCCACCUGACGGCGCUGCACAUCAAUGACAACAACCUGACCCGAAUCCCGCCGGACAUCGCCAAGCUGCCCAACCUGGUCUACCUGAACCUGUCAUCAAACAAGCUCCGCAGCCUACCCGCCGAACUGGGCAACAUGGUCUCUCUCAGGGAAUUGCUUUUAAACAACAAUCUUUUACGAGUUCUGCCUUAUGAACUUGGGAGGCUUUUCCAGCUACAAACCCUGGGGCUCAAAGGAAACCCUUUGUCCCAAGACAUCCUCAAUCUGUACCAGGAGCCGGACGGAACCAGAAAGCUUUUGAACUACAUGCUUGACAAUCUAGCAGUGCACCCAGAACAGCUCCCUCAAAGACCUUGGAUCACUCUGAAAGAGCGAGACCAAAUGAUUCCCACAGCUGUGUUCACGGUCAUGUGCUACAACGUGCUGUGUGAUAAGUACGCCACGCGACAGCUAUACGGCUACUGUCCAUCAUGGGCCCUCAACUGGGAGUAUCGGAAGAAAGGCAUCAUGGAGGAAAUCACCAGCUGUGACGCCGACAUCAUCAGCCUGCAGGAGGUGGAGACAGAGCAGUACUACACCUUGUUUCUGGAAACGCUAAAGGAGCGUGGCUACGAUGGCUACUUCUGUCCAAAGUCUCGUGCCAAACUGGUUUCUGAGCAGGAGAGGAAACAUGUUGACGGCUGUGCUGUGUUCUUCAAGACAGAGAAGUUCACUUUGGUCCAGAAACACACUGUGGAGUUCAACCAGGUGGCCAUGGCGAACUCUGAGGGCUCAGAGGUCAUGCUGAACAGAGUGAUGACCAAAGACAACAUCGGGGUGGCCGUGCUGCUAGAGGUCAACAAGGACAUGUUCUCUGAUGGCAUGAAACCACCACAGGAGAGGCAGCUGAUACUGGUGGCCAACGCCCACAUGCACUGGGAUCCAGAGUACUCGGACGUCAAGUUGAUCCAAACUAUGAUGUUCUUGUCGGAGCUGAAGAGCAUCGCUGAGAGGGCCUCAGGCUCUGCUGCGAAUGGUUCACCGACCUCCUCCGACCCAUCCUCCAUCCCCAUCGUCAUGUGUGCUGACCUCAACUCGCUGCCCGACUCCGGUGUGGUGGAAUACCUGAGCAACGGAGGAGUGGCCGAGAACCACAAGGACUUCAAGGAGCUACGAUAUAAUGAAUGUCUGACCAACUUCAACUGCAACGGCAAAAACGGCAACUCUGAUGGAAGCAUCUCACACAGCUUCCAGCUGAAGAGCGCCUAUGACAGCAAUCUGAUGCCUUACACCAACUACACAUAUGACUUUAAGGGUGUGAUCGACUACAUCUUCUUCUCCAAGACUCACAUGAGUGUCCUGGGCCUGCUGGGACCGCUGGACAGCCAGUGGCUCAUCGACAACAACAUCACCGGCUGCCCCCACCCCCACAUCCCCUCGGACCACUUCUCCCUGUUGGCCCAGCUGGAGCUGCAGCUUCCCCUGUCCCACCCGCUCAACCCCCUCAACGGGCUGCACCUGCCGGUCCACAGGUAGUGCAGCCUGAGAGAGCCCUACCCACCCUUCUUACCCCACCUUCAAACACUGCCCCCCCCCCCCCUCCAGCUUUAUACAGGACCCUGUACAGGUUACCGAUCAUGUUCAAACUCAGACACCAUCUGACCCCUCCAACCCUAAGACCCACCUAUCCAAAAGGAGUGAAGUAUUCGCCCGUUUGUUGCUCCUUUUUGUGUUUUUGCACACUGUAAAUGUUUUAUUUAAUUUUUUCUUUCUCCCCUUGAAAAGGCUUGAUACCAAAUGUUGGGCUUGGGGUGAGGUUGCUAUGGUAACCCCCAAUGUCAAUUGUUGUUUUUUUUUUUUGCCUUAAGUAUGAUAAUGACCGCUUGUAGAUUCUGCUCCUACAACAACAAACCUUAACUAAUACGAUCAACUUUUUAAAGAUAAAUCUCCUACACAAAUGUGUGCAGAUUAGCUAAAUUUCAUUUGGUGUUUAUUUUCUCAUUUCACACAGCUGUGAAAUAAUAUUUUUAGAGUAAAAACACAACAUAAUGUUAAUGCUGCACCACAAUAUGCAUGUUGUGUUAAAGUCUAUACAAUUGGACCGCUAUCACUCCCAAACUAACUUGACAGGUAUUUUAAUAAAAGGAGUAGCACUACAAACAGCUGAAAUUAAGUUAGGAAAGUUUUAUGAGGAUAUGAAAGGUUUGUUUACAUCAUUCGUCAUUUAUAUAAACACAGGUCCAUAUUUUCCAUUUUGAUCAGACAAUAAACAUCAAAAUACUUAAUUCAGAUACAUGUGAGUAAUUAUCUGCAAUUUUAAAGAUUAAAAAGGACUAAGAGGGCGUUUUAAAAGUAAUGUAACGUCACUGUUAACACUAACUUGAUGUGUUUCAUAAGGAACUAGAACAUGAAUCAUCUCAUGUCACUGGUCCGGGUCACAAAACAGCACUGAUAAUAUUGACUACAGAUUGUUUUAGGGGGCUUUCAGAUUGACACUUUAUUUAUAGUGAAAAAUAAUGGAUAGUAUCCCAUGUGCUACCAAAGUUUUUUCUGGAUCACAUUUCCAUAGUAUUUGGGAUUAUGUUGACUGGGCUUAUUUCUAAAUAGUGGAAAAGGAUGUCACCUGACUUAUCCUUCUUGUCAAGUUGCAAAUCUCAACCUGAAAGCCACCUCACGGUGCUGCGCGGAUGUUACUGAGUUGCUGCAUUCGCGCCUAUGAAUUUCUUUUUCCAUAGUACUGGUCUUGUACCUCCUUUGAUCACUGCUAAAUAUUUUAGUUGCAGAGGUGUUCCUCUCAGACGAUUCAUUCUCACUGUAGUUUAAAAGAUGCAACUCGUGAGUUCUCUGCAGCACUAUGACAAUUAAUUCAGGCUAAAUGAAAAAAUAUUUUAAGACAUGAAAUAUAUUUGCAUCACAAUCCUGACAUUGACAAUGUGCUUUAAACUUUUAGCUUUUGAAGUCGUGCUUUUGAACACCUACGGUCUUAAUAGAAUCUUGAUCGUCCCGUUUCCCAUCACCUGAUUAGCCAAAGAAUCUCCCCAGAAUGACUUAUGCUCGGUCAAUAAGAAGAUAAUAUUUAUUUACUGGUGCCAGAGAAAAAAACCUCCUGAGAAGAAUCUGCUAAUGAUUUGUGACCAGGAGCCGAAUGUAUUUCCCAAAGGCUCACUAUGAAAUUGGUUGUCGGAGCCUCUUAAAGCCAGAUUCCUGUGUAAACUUUGUAUAUUUGUGUCAGAUGGAUAGAACUAAUAGCCCUUUAUGUAAGUUGUAACUCAGGGCUAUGCUAUGCAUCCAGCAGUACCUCUCAAACUCUCAGAGUCACAUCGUACAAGCAAAACCAAACAGGAAGCUAUUGUUCUGAAAAUCCUAUAUAAGCACAGGUAAUGUAUGUACUGACAUACAUAUAUGUUGUUGUUGUAGAAGUCCCUCGUCUUUGUGCAUUUUUGAUAAAACAGCUUUUGCUCUUUUGCUCCAUUCUUAAAAAGAAUAACUUGGGAAAUUCAAAGUUGUCAUAUUUUUGAGUCGUCACAAGGUGUAAAAAGUGUCCGGAUAAACUUUAUUUAAAGACACUUUGGAGUUUUAAUUUGGUUUUGUUGUAAUGCUUUUGAGAGGCUCAAAAAAAAAUAAAUACAUGUGCGUGUGUGUGUAAUUGGCAAAAUUUAGAUUUCAGUCAAGUUCAAUCUGACUGUAGAAUUCUUUUAAAAGAUUACAAUUGUAAUUAGACAUUUGAUGCCAACUUUCAGUGCUUGACAUUUUUCGAUACUUAGUGUAACAGACACGUUGAUAUUGAGGUUUGAUACCCAGCCCUUUCUAUGCAGGAGGACUCAAAAAUGGCUGCCUGCCCAUGCACUCAGUGUUCAACAUAUCCGACCCAUUUCCCAUUGUAGUGUCUAGUAAACUCUGACUUUUUGAGAUUCAAUUAGUUAAAUUAGUCCAAGCAUUUGUUCUGUUCAGUAUUUGAAAAGAAAAGCCAUAACUUUGGGAUGAAUGCUGUGAGCACCUGUAACCUCAGCUUUAAACCGCAGUCAGAUCAGUUUUACCGGCCUGGACGGGCAGCAUCAGCUUUGCUUCAUUUGCACAUGAUUUGACGCUAACGCUAAUGGAUACCCCUCCAGUUUUGGUGGAGUUGAUGAAGUCUGUCUUUAUGAGCAUUUUGAGGCCUAUACUUCACUCCUAAAAUCACCUGACUGGGUUUUCUGAUUUUGUACAACAGCUGUACAGAUAUUAAAUUGCCUUUGAUGAUGGGGCAUCUUUCACAUCUGUGAGGGGAAUAUACCUUUCUCUGAUAAAGGGGCGUAUUUUUUCUCACAAAUCUAAGUUGUACUUGUACUUUUUUCUUCUUUCGGUGCACUAAGAUCUCAUAUGUGAAUACAGUACCACCUCCACAUCUCUGUCCAACUUUGUUUUUGAACUAUGGGCAUUUUCUGUCUCUAACACGCAGUCUUUCAAUUGGUACUUUGUACAAUUCAGUAUUAACAAGUUUUUGAGAAAAAAAAGAUAAAUGUUCUAGGUUUAAAAGCAGUUUGUCUUGAUGGCUUUUAUUUCUCCAGUGCACAUCUACAUGUCCGCUCAAAGCGUUUCACGUUCUGACAUGAUGCUUAAUCAUAAUUAUUUUGGUUUAUUCCUCUUUCUACUUGAUGUUUCCCUCUGAGUUUUCACAAAAAUACCUUUCAUAUCUCUCUUCACAUACAUCAUCCAGUAUCCACAGCCACUUCUUUUACUUUUUCCACAAUAAUAUCCAGCAAGUCACUACCACCUAUAAGCACUCAACCUGUUAAUUUUGUCUCUGUAGAGCGCUCCUCACAUACUUUUUCUACAAACAACGUGCCUAGUUUGUACAAUUUCUCCAACAGCAGCACUGCCCAUGAGACCAAGACGCUCAGAGAUUAACCCAGCGCCAUCAUCCAGCCAUCCAUCCAUCCUUUCAUCCCUCCAGUCCUUCAUGAACCAACUUUUGGGGAUGAAACUGAGAAAUCAAUGCUCAAGACUGUUUUGUUUUUUGUUUUUUGUAUCCAUAACAUCAAGGAUAAAUCAGUCAUUUCUACCAGAUAUCUUAAAAUGCUCACUUGUUUGUGGUUUCCCUGGUGAGUUUUUUGCUAAUUUUCUCUGCAAAGAGGUUGCUGUACGGCCGUCAUCGCAUGUGAUUUCUGAAUGUCAAAGUCUUGUUUUUAAAUAUCUGGCCCCGGUUUGUUUUCAGGUUUUUUUUAUUUAAGCUGAUUUUACAGCAGUGUGGUCACUACAUAAGGUUAAUAAUCUUUGGCGGCCAAUAGGACACCCAGCUGUGGGAAAAUGAGGAUUAUCUGAUAAAGCGUUUAGCAUUUGGACAAAGGGUUUGUUGACUGAAAUCUGCCUUUACACGUUGAAUUUGACAGGUUCUAGCUAGCACAGGUUGUUGCAUCCAAACCGGGAAAAUUAACUCUUUUCAGUGUAUUAACCUGUAAAUAAUGAUGUGGAAAAGGAAUUCAAAAACACAACAAACUCCAUAUAAGUUUGAUGAAAACUAGAUUUUGCACAAUCUGAUAUAACCUUUAAGAUUGCAUGUUGUAUCAUGAAUAUUUUCAGUAAAUUUUCUUUGUUAAUUUACUAUACUGACCACAGGUUAAUGCACUGGUUAAUUUGCUGUGGUCAGUCGGUUUGACAGUUGAAAAACAUCUUCAGUUUUCUGUUCUUCCUUCAAAAUUGUAAUUGGCAUCUGUUGUCUUAUGAGAACAAGGAAUGCAAAGCUGUUGUUCCUGGAUGGAAAGAUACAUAUCUAAAGUAUUUGAACGUUUAAGCAGUUUAGUUUUAUUCAUGUUUAGUAAAUUAAGUGAAACUCGGUGAGGAUCCUCAGCCACCAGCAGUCACCAACAAAGGUGCUACAUUUUUUCCUAAGAGGAUUUUAAACAACUGCACUUAAAGCUGUUAUAUGUACCGCCAAUGUUAAGUUUCUGUUACCAGAUUACAGACUUGCCGCUUUUCACCACAUUUGUUUUCAAUCCAACCAGCAUCCACCGCAGACAGGAGGAAGCAGCCAGUGAGGGUUUUGUUGGCAGGAAAACGUUCUGGUGGAGAGCUGCUAAAAUUAGUCAAAGCAUGCAUCUUGUCUAAUUUAGGUGGCAGUGCUGACUUUGUUGUUUUCCUCUGACAAAAAAGGAAAAUCCAGAUCUAUCCUUUGUAGAGGUCCUGUUGACUUGUGUUAUAAAAACUGAGUUACAGCUGAACGUUGUAGGUGUAAAAUCACUUUGUGUUCUCCAAUUGGAAUUUUCCUCACAAAUAAAACUGUAGAAAAGAAUUAAUAGAUUAAAAUAAAAACUUUUAAAAUCAUUGAAAAACACUAAAUUACCUCAUUACUUAUUAAUAUUUAUGUUGCACCUUUCUCUAACCCUGAUUUUACAUAUGAAAUUCAGUUUACACUCAUCGUGUGUGUGGGGGGGUACUACUCAGUGUGUAUAAUCAGCGGUAUAAUUUAAUAAUCUUUGGCUCUGGAGGGAGCUUUUUCUAAUGUUUGAGAAGAUAAGAGACUCAACAUUUUUAACAGAAAGCCUGCUUUGCAAACUGGAGGUGUGGGAUUUGAAACAAGAUGGGGUCUAAUUAAAGACUAUUGAGCAGCAUGUUGGAAAUUCUAGGAGCCAGUGUUUGUGCAGUGUUUUGGAUCUUUUAAAUGAAAUACAUUUCCAUCAACUUGCAGCAGGAUGGGGUUUUUUCUCAGCUGACAUUUGGGAUGUAGGAGAUUUUUCAGCCUCAGUGGUUCCUGAGGGCCCUACGUAGGCUUCAACAAUCACUUGGCUCAACACUUGUAUGUAUAAAAAGAAUUUCUUGCCGUAUUGAAGUAGUGAUAUUUAUAUCAAUGAAUGGAGGACUUCUACAAAGGCUACAGCUGUAUUUAAUAUGUGAAAAGUUGCACCUUAGUUGAAAUCCAACAUGCUCAACAGCACUUGUAUCAUCUCUCCACAAAAAGCCCCGACUCUCUACAUCUCCUGAGGCAAUAAACAUGUAAUUUUUGA
Molecule: messenger RNA, 7266 nt
Organism: Micropterus dolomieu (smallmouth bass)
Lineage: Eukaryota; Metazoa; Chordata; Actinopteri; Centrarchiformes; Centrarchidae
Gene: cnot6l
Product: CCR4-NOT transcription complex, subunit 6-like
Exons: 13
Coding region: 158-1822 (554 amino acids)
Biological process (GO): nuclear-transcribed mRNA poly(A) tail shortening
Cellular component (GO): CCR4-NOT complex; nucleus; cytoplasm
Molecular function (GO): poly(A)-specific ribonuclease activity; protein binding
Source: RefSeq, a predicted model, not a curated record